AUGGGCUCUCCUGACCGCAAAAGAUCACUAGACUCUACCUCGGAUGGUAGUAAUGGUGGUAAUCGGGCAAAUCGCUAUAAACGCCAAGCAACCGAUGAGAGCAAUACCGCUGAGCUAUCCACCAUUUCAUUAAUUGUAUCAGACGAUGAAGAAGUCACUCCUCUUGCCUUUACUGAGGACAAUGCUCGUGUAACCACAUCAAAGCCUAAUUCAGGAUCUAAUGGCACUUAUAAUAACUACAACGCAUCUGGAAACAACAACCAUCACCACGGAUCUCACGGUAACAACUAUUCAGGAAAUGGAGGCCAGAGUGGUAGAACAACGGCUCCCUCCGAUUCUAAUGCCGAGACUCGCGAAUCAAGGCCUAUUCGCAUGCGCUCUCUUAUUUCUCCCAAAGAAGCCGGUGUAGUCAUUGGGAAAGGCGGAUCACAUGUUGUUGAGAUUCGUGACACCACUGGCUCUCGUGUGACAGUCUCGGGUCAGGUGCCAGGCGUAUUUGAUCGUGUGGUAACUGUACUUGGAGCUGCUGAAGCAAACGGUCGUGCCUAUAUGAUGAUCUCAACUAAACUUGCCGGUCAACAGCAUGACAACCAAAAUACGGAUCCCCAAUCUCGCACUGUGACUUUGCGUCUUCUUGUCCCACAAUCUCGCAUUGGAUAUAUUAUUGGUCGCCAAGGUGUACGCAUUAAGGAAAUCCAGGAAGUUUCUGGAUGUCGUGUGCUGGCUCAAGGCGAUCCUCUACCCAACUCUACCGAGAGAGUUGUCACUGUAAUUGGUACUCCUUCGUGUUUGGAAAUCGCUGUUACGCGGAUCUGUUUAUUGGUUGGCGAGGUCAAUGAUAAACAUACCGAUACAAUUUUAUACUCUCCUCAGGCUGUUGCUGCCAAUGCUGCUGCUGUCUAUGGUAUGGGUGCUAUGGGUGGAAUGCAAUACGGUGGUAUACCACACGGUGGUCAUGGAAUGGGCGGACAUGCCAAUAUGCAACAUGCAGCAGCUGUCGCGCAGAGAUCGAUGGGAUAUGCCAACAUGGCUGCUGCUUAUGGCGCACAAGCUGGCAUGCAAGGCGGUCAAGGCGGUGUUGGUCACCAAGGCUACUACAAUGCAAUGCAGGGUAUGGCUCAGCAACAGGCUGCUAAUCAGAUGGCCGUUUAUGGCUAUCACCAAGCUUAUGGAGCACCAAAUCAAAUGCAGAUGAUGGCUUCCGCUGGAUAUGGGGGCGGUGUUGGUGCAAGCGAUGGGGUCACCAAGGUUGAGCAAAUUACUAUUCCUGAUGAAUGCGUUGGUGCAAUCAUUGGUAAAGGUGGUUGCAAGAUCAACGAAGUUCGUAUUUCUUCGGGCUGUCAGGUCAAGAUUGGUGAUCCACAGCCAGGACAGCGUCGUCGUGUUAUUACUCUUACUGGAACUGCAGACGCAGUAUCUAAGGCUCAGUUUAUGCUGCUUGCAAGGGUUGAACAAGAAAGCCAAAACAAGGAUCGUCGUUGA
Molecule: messenger RNA, 1482 nt
Organism: Batrachochytrium dendrobatidis JAM81
Lineage: Eukaryota; Fungi; Chytridiomycota; Chytridiomycetes; Rhizophydiales
Exons: 2
Coding region: 1-1482 (493 amino acids)
Biological process (GO): regulation of gene expression
Cellular component (GO): cytoplasm; nucleus
Molecular function (GO): mRNA binding
Source: RefSeq, a predicted model, not a curated record